This is a messenger RNA of Patiria miniata (bat star), 1183 nucleotides long. RefSeq lists its product as uncharacterized. The record is from RefSeq and is a predicted model, not a curated record. The transcript is spliced from 3 exons. Gene Ontology annotation, biological process: lipid metabolic process. Bases 28 to 399 code for a protein of 123 amino acids. NCBI's taxonomy places the organism in Eukaryota, Metazoa, Echinodermata, Asteroidea, Valvatida, Asterinidae.
CACUCGUCCGUUCAAAGACAAGGAGACAUGUCGACCCUUGGUGUCAAGUCGCCGACUCGGCUGAAGUCUCCCGUGGCUUACUCUUCCGUUGCUGCUUCAUCGGAGCUUCUCACAGUUAGGCAGAAAGAUGAAUUUGUGGGAUAUGACUUCUGCUUCGACACCAUCGUGUUUGAGGGCGGAGGCAACAAGGGAUUGGCGGCAACGGGGGCCAUUCGGGUCCUUGAGGAGCUUGGCUACUGGGGAAACAUCAAACGUUUUGCUGGGGCCAGUGCCGGUUCAAUGGUUGCUGCUCUUGCGUCUGUUGGAUAUAACUCGUAUGAUAUCGAGACAUUCCUGAGAGGUGAUAUCACCAAAGUCUUCCUUGCAAGGCAAGCUUGGCUGCAUGGCUUUUCUCCGUGAACUCAUUGCUGAGAACAAGUUGGUGCGCAAGACACGAACUGCAUGGUGGUAAAUCAUGGUCAAUCAUCCGCCUUUUUGCGUUAAAGCUUGUUGAAACGCUCACCAGUUUAGCUUGUUCUAGGCUAUGUUAUAAGCGAGGACGAUGACACUUAUCAUUGAGGCUAUGAAACGCGUGGUGAACUUGAUCUUGUACGUUAGGUUUUGACAAGAGUGCUCCUACAUAAAGUCCCACGCAGUGUAAUUUUACGGAAACUAUUUUGGUUUUUAAGGACUCAAUUUCUUUCACAGUUAGGUAAAAUUUUCAAUGUUUUUCCUUCAAAGUUCAAUAAUUAGAGGGUUUUUUCUUUAAAAUCAUUUGUAUCAUCACAAUUUAUUGACAGUAAAAUGUAAAGUACAUGUUCUUUCAAAUUGGUAUACUAACGAUACUGGGUUUCAUGGCUUUGUAGUUUUUUCUUUAUAUAGCACUGGAGAUGUAAUCCUAAUUUCUGUGAUGAAACUUGUCUUGUUUACAAACGUUUUACAAGGAAUAUUCAGAGUAAGUUGUGUAGUAAAAUUGAAUAUCGUAUACCGGGCUUAUAAUUCGGGGCGUGUGGUAAGAUUUAUAUAAUUAUAUCAAUUUACUUUUGCUUUUGUUGGUUUAUUUUAUAGGUUUUCCCGGUUAUUUUAACAUAAGUAUCACACGAAUUCCCUCGAUACUUUAAUUUCGUCCCAGAACAUUGCCAAGCUCACUUCUUAAAAGCCACCACUAAAUUUCAUUCAACGUUCAAUAUAAUUCAAAUUUUAA